AUAAUCUUUGCUUGGAAUCGAUUUAUGUAAAUAUCUAAGCAUAUCCAAUGAGAUCUAAAGAAUUUUUGAGUUGGGUGAAUAUUUCAACAAAUUAUAAAGACGCCUAACUAAAUUACAAUCGAAUUUUAUUGGUUUCUUUGGAUAUCCACCCCUUUUAGAGCUAGGAUUAUUAAAAAUCUAUGUAAAUUUUCUUCUUCCUUUUUUUUUGUUUUCUACAUCUUUAUGGAUCUUUGAAUUAGGGCUUUUUUAAUCUUCAACGCCUAAGAAACAAUCUUCCAUCACCUACAAAAUCAGUUUCCUGAUUGAUUUGCAACUAAAAUAUACCAAUUACAUAAAGAUGGUCAGGUGAGUGAUGAACUAUAUUCUUUGAGUCAAGGUCCUGCUAAAGAAUGUUUGAGUUACAAUGGCUACAUCAUCAACGACUUUAGAUUUCAUACAAGAUAGUGGGAGAGUCGACGAAAUUCACAGAAUAGUGGACUUUGUGUCCCUCGGGAAGACGAAGGCGUAGCUGAAGAUGAAAAUGAUUUUUAUGGAGUUGUGAAUAAUAUUAUCGAGGCACGGUAUGUGGGUCAAUUCCGAGUUCUUCUUUUCAAAUGCGAUUGGCGGCCGAUUGCAGGAACAGAUGAGCUUGGAUUUACUAGUGUCCAUAUGAAUAGAAGAUAUUAUGUGAAUGAACCGUUUAUUUUAGCAUCUCAAGCACAACAUGUUUUCUGCAUCAAGGAUGUAUAUAAUCAACAAAAGGAACUGGUUAUAAAAACGCAACCUCGUCGGUCUUUCAAUAUUCCAGAAGAAGAUUUCGAUGGGGAAUCUGAAAUAGAAACCUCAAGAUCUGGUGAAGCAUAUCAAGAAUGGCAUUCAAGUUAUUUGAUGAUAGAUCUAGGAGGAGUGCCACAUCAGGAUCUCAGUGACAGUUUUGUUUGGGAUAGGAACGACGUUCCACCCGAAACUAUCAGUCGUGCUGCAGCAGUAGCUUGUCGAAGCCAAGAAGAUGGAGAUGAAGCUGACAUUAAUGCCGUUUACACCUCUGAUGAAGAGGAUGAGUAUGAAUUUGAUGAUAAUAACAACCGUGAUGAUAUGGAAUUUUAAUAAUGGGAGUAUUAUUUCAUUUUAUCGAUCUAAUAAAAGUUUUUCCCUUUGUGAUGCUUAGAUUAUUUUGAAUUUAAGUUUAAUCUAUGAUGAGUUAGUUACCUCAUGCUUGUCAUACUCAAAAAGGUGCUGGUGCAAAGCAUAAUGAUCUGGAUAAUCUUGGCAAGGAUACUUGUUAUCAUAUAUUUUCUGAGAUGCUUGGUAGCCGGUCCAUUGGAGAUUAAUUCAAAAGUAGCAGUUAUUUUAUGGGCAUGGGAGCUUCUCACACAGGUAUUGCAGGUCCAAAGAAUUGAUAAUACUCACCCGUGGUGUUGGUGUUGUUUAAGAUUUCUGCGAAAUACUUGUUACUGGAAUGGAAAUACUAGAAGUCAUAGAACGGGUAAGUUGUGGAGUACCUCAGGCACCCAGGGAAGUUUGCAUGCCUUGGAGAAAAGCUGCUCAAGGAUGAAUUUCCAAGACUUUACUUUGAAUGGAAAGAGGUGGAUAGACUGCCAAGAGACAAUGAUGCUUUCACUGCAGGAGACCAAAAGUUCAUAGACUUUGCGAGUCGGGAUUUAGAACCAAGGAAGAAAAUUGUGUCCUUGUAAAGAUUGCAAUAACAAUAACAGAUAUCUUGUGUCUGAAGUGCACGGACAUAUUAUGUGGAAAGGGUUUAUGCCGGGAUGUCGGUCGGAUAUACCAUGGAGAAGGGAAGGACGACAAGGUGGGGGAAACUACCGAUACUAGAAAUGUGGUGCAGGACGACGACGACGAAAUGUUUGAUUUGCUGCAAGAAAUGAACUAUGACUCCCCCAAUUUUUACAAGUUUCUGAAAGACGCACAGGUGUCACUACUCGCUGUUAGGACUUUUUCUCACUGCAAAAGUUGAGUUACGAAACUAUUCCGACAUCAGGUACUUCCUAUUUGGGAAGACAGGACAGUUCAAACUGUUAUUCUUUGUAAACUUUUAAGAGUCUUUCAUGAUUCCUAUUUUUAAUCUUUUGUAAAAGAUUGUUUUUCUUGAACCAUUUCCAUGAAUGAUAAUUUAACCGGAGUGCUGUAAGGAUCUAAGCUGCACAUUUCACUCUGAAAA
Molecule: messenger RNA, 2158 nt
Organism: Papaver somniferum (opium poppy)
Lineage: Eukaryota; Viridiplantae; Streptophyta; Magnoliopsida; Ranunculales; Papaveraceae
Exons: 7
Coding region: 1192-1623 (143 amino acids)
Source: RefSeq, a predicted model, not a curated record